AUGCUGUCUCAGCGGCUCUUGACCAGGCGCCUGCCUCAGGUCGCUGCCCGUUACGCCGUCCCCCGCGCCUCUUUCUCACAUGUUCGCUCUCUUGCGGCUGCGGAGGUCAAUGACCCCGAUCCGUUGCAGAACAACAACUACGAGAACCCUCCCCGUGUGAAGCGUGCCUUCAGAGACCCCUAUGGUGGCUGGUGGGAUCAGCAGGAAAAGCGCAACUUCGGCGAGCCGGUCCACGAGGAGAACGAAAUCCUUGGUGUCUUCAGUCCCGAGCAGUAUACCCACGUCACCGCUCGCCGGGGCUUCUUCCACCUGGGAGUUUUUGUCGCAACCUUCUUGGGCUUCUGCGGCGUUGUGAGCUUCUACUAUCCAGACAAGCCCAGCGCUCCCCGAACAUUCCCCGACGGUCUGGAAAAGGAGCUUGGCGGACCCUAUGCCGCUCCGGCUCGCAAGUCCGGUGAGGAAUCUUGGUAA
Molecule: messenger RNA, 471 nt
Organism: Aspergillus melleus
Lineage: Eukaryota; Fungi; Ascomycota; Eurotiomycetes; Eurotiales; Aspergillaceae
Exons: 3
Coding region: 1-471 (156 amino acids)
Cellular component (GO): mitochondrion
Source: RefSeq, a predicted model, not a curated record